AUGAGUAAGAAAUUUGUGAAUUCUCCAAAUGAUGUGGUUGACGACACUCUUUAUGGAUUAGUGCUUACAAAUUGCGGCUUGAAGUUUCACCCGGAAAUAAAUCGGGUGAUUCUUAGAAGCGAUAUUGAGGAAUAUUCAAAAUCAAAAGUAGCUCUGAUCGCAGGCGGCGGUUCUGGGCAUGAGCCUUAUGCUGCCGGCUAUGUUGGCGAAGGAAUGCUGACGGCUGCGGUCGCCGGCAACCUCUUUGCAUCGCCUCCAUCGCAUUACGUGCUUUCGGCGCUAAAUGCCACCAAAUCGAGUUCGGGAGCUAUAUUAAUCGUGAUCAAUUAUACUGGAGAUCGUCUUCAUUUCGGUCUUGCUGCAGAGAGAUUUUCAGGAAAUGUAAAAGUGUUAACAAUUGGCGAUGAUGUUGCUAUUGAAAAUCCGAGCAAUCGAGUAGGUCGGCGUGGAUUGGCUGGCGCCGUUUUAGCAAUUAAGAUAGCAGGUGCAAUGGCUGAACAAGGAAAAUCUCAAGAUGAAAUCUACAAUCUAACGAAAUUUGUGGCCGACAAUGUCGCAACUCUUGGAGUUUCUCUUUACCCAUGCAAUCUACCCGGAAAAAGAAGAGAGUCUCAUUUGAAAGAAGAUCAGAUUGAGAUCGGAAUGGGAAUUCAUGGAGAACCGGGCAAAGAGAAAGCACAAUACACAAAUGCUGCGAAAAUUGUGAACGAUGUCUUGGAAACGUUGAAAAGAAAAUGCGGUCUUCAAGUUGGUGAUCAACUGAUCGUUAUGAUCAAUGAGCUCGGAAGUGUGUGUCCGAUCGAGAUGAGCAUAGUAUCUGGAGAAGUCGUCUUAUGGUUCAAAACACAAAACAUGGUGAUUAAACGACUUUACCGCGGCCCAUAUAUGACAUCGAUCGAUGCACAUGGAAUAAGCAUUACUGUUUUGCGUUCGAACGAUGAACUUUUGACCUAUUUAGAUUAUCCUACAAAAGCUUCUGGCUGGAUUCCAGCUAUUAACAUAAAUCAAUUUCAAUCAGCGAGUAAACCAAAAGCUUCUUCAAAUAACAUUAAUAUUGCUGAGCUCAGACCAGUUGGAGGAAUAGGAGAUUCCGAUCUAAUUUCCAAAAUACUCUCCAAUUUGGGUAAAGCGAUGGUCGAUUCCGAAGAGAAACUAAACAAUCUAGAUGGGGCAGCCGGAGACGGCGAUUGUGGAAGUACAUUUGUUACUGCAUCGAAGAGUCUUGAGAAGGCCAGAAGCGUUUUGAACAUUUCACAUCCUCAGACACUUCUUCAACAAAUUGCACUUAUUUUUGAGCAAGCCGUCGGUGGAACAUGUGGAGCACUUUACGCGUUAAUGCUCAGUUCGGCUGCGUCAUGUUUUGAAAAGGAAGUCAAAUUUGAAAAUGUAGCAGAAGCUUUUAAAAAGGCUACGUAUGCGGUUCAGAAAUAUGGAGGAGCAAAACCAGGAGAUCGGACAAUGGUUGAUUCGUUGGACGCUGCUGUUAAAGCUCUCAGCUCGUAUACCAGUUCGAAAUGCCAAUGGUCCAAAGUUGCUCAAGUAGUCGAAGAUGCCGCUGAGAAGACUAUUCAUCAAACAGCCACCGUCGGUCGUGCUAGCUAUACAUCGAAGGACGCGCAGACACUUCCAGACGCUGGUGCGACGGCAAUUGCCAUUUGGAUUCGCGUAAUUGCUGACACAAUCGAAUCGCAUUCAAAUCUAUAG
Molecule: messenger RNA, 1704 nt
Organism: Caenorhabditis bovis
Lineage: Eukaryota; Metazoa; Nematoda; Chromadorea; Rhabditida; Rhabditidae
Source: the annotation of a GenBank genome assembly